This is a messenger RNA of Phanerochaete carnosa HHB-10118-sp, 1627 nucleotides long. RefSeq lists its product as uncharacterized. The transcript has 6 exons. NCBI's taxonomy places the organism in Eukaryota, Fungi, Basidiomycota, Agaricomycetes, Polyporales, Phanerochaetaceae. The record is from RefSeq and is a predicted model, not a curated record. The coding region runs from base 47 to 1540 and encodes 497 amino acids.
CGUUAUCUGGUGCUAGGCCGUCCUCCCAGAUCGCACCUCGAUAAAGAUGGUCCUUGCCACGCGUCGCUCUGUCGUCUGGGCUUGCCCGUUCUUCCUAGUGCUCUUAGUUGUCUGCACAACUUUCGUGAUAGACAUCGAAUGGAACCAGCUCAUCCCUGCAUCGCCAUCUAGUGUAGCGCUAGAUGGAGAGUAUUGUCUCCGACUUUCUGACUCUCGCCACGAUAUUGCAGUUAUAGAGGCCCAAGUUUCCACUCAAGAGACUACGACAACACUAAUUAAGCGGAAACACGUCUUGGUCGCUUCGUUCUUCGGGUUUCAUUUUGACGUCUACAUGACCCUGGCGUGGACGCUGAAGCGCGUUUUGAUGCAAGUUCCACAAGCACAGAUUGAACUCUUCGCAGCCCCAUUCUACUACGGAUUCGAGGCCGUCGUUGGUGAAUACGGCCUCUACGAUGGAGUACGUCGGGAUCCGGAGGAGUUGUUGUCGUAUAUUCAGAGUAACACCACCGUCGACACAGUCGUUCUCGGUACGUGCGAAAUCGACUUGAACCAGAUACAUUCUGCGUUGCUCGACGAGUGGGACAAGCGUGCGCCAGAGGAGAAGUUCAAACUGGUUUGCAUGGUACACAACGUGCAAGAUACCCCUUGGCAGGCUAACAUCGGCGAGUGGUCUCGUCGCGGGGCUAUUCGCCUUGUCACCCUUGGUGAACACGUGGGGAAGUCCUUCCGCAACAUGUUUGAGGAGAUUGCUGAGGAACCUUUGGGUGGUGGAGGCUACGAGUAUAUCCCCAUCGAUUUGCAUAUUCCUGUCUUGGACGUGUCUGGUCUUCCUGCAAAGUCAGCAAACCGAUCCCUCGCGCGUGCAGUCAUUCAAGGGUCGUUCGAUACCACAAGGCGCAGCUACUACAACUUUUUUGACGAGUUGAUUAGAUCGUUGCACAGGAACCCCGAAGCUUGGGGAUACAACUCAUUAAGCGACCGCGCUUCCUUCGUCCCCAAUUAUCAGUCCCUAGUUCCGCCAUUUGAACUCGCUUUGGUGGGCUCUGGGUCUCUCGAAGUGCCACAGGAAUUGGCAUAUAUGGUCAGCAUCCAUCGGGGGCUAGACUACGCAAAUUUCUACGAUCUGGUAGCAAGUAUGGAUAUCGUCGUUCCGGCUUUCGCUGACAACGGAUACUAUGAGCACCAAGCCAGUUCAACGGUCGCAAUGGCGGUCGAAUUGGACGUGCCCAUCCUGGCGACUCGGCGUAUGCGGAAAGCGUACGGGUAUAUCGACGAUGACCGAGCGGUCGUCACACGACCGGCGGCGAUGUCGGAAGUUCAGGCUCUGCUCGCCUUGCGCACCGGGAGCCUGAGUUACUUUCUGGAGCAAGAUCCAGACGGCGUGAUGGGUCUAUUCCCGCCCCUACGUGCGUUGGUCAAUGACAUGCGGGAGAUGGUGAACGGAGGUUGGGUACGAGAUCCGGCGGAUUUGCGAAGGUACAAGGAGCGACUUUGGAGGAACAAUGAGGAAGUAGUCGAGAGAUUGCUUGCAGAUAUGUAAACCGAAAAUCGUGUUUACGUUCGCAGACGGUACUGCGGGAGACCUCGUGUUUGGACAAUUUCAGGGCCACCGUAUGGCCAGUCACUA